AUGUCCGCCCGGCGUGGAGCACCACGUCACAUCUUCAGUGACAAUGGCACAAAUUUUACUGAAGCCAACAAAGCAAUCAGAAGAGAAUAUGAAGAGAUAACUGCUUCGCUUGAUGAAUCAUUCUUCAACGUCAUCAUCGAUGUGAACAUCAGCUGGCACUUCAACGCUCCUUCUUGGCCCAGCGCAGGAGGGUUGUGGGAAUCAGCGGUGAAGAGUCUCAAACAUCAUCUUCACCGAGUGCUGGGAGAACAGCAUCUAACUUUCGAAGAAUUUUCGACUCUAUUGGCACAGAUAGAAGGUUGUUUAAACGCACGUCCCCUGUGCGCAUUGACCGAAGACCCUGACGAUUUGGAUUACAUCACGCCGGCACACUUUUUAUCGAGCGGGCCGACUCUCCACAUCGUUGAAACAGAAAGGGACGAACGCACUCGGUGGCGCCUAACACAGAAAAUAGUCCAAGAUAUAUGGAAGAAAUGGCAAACUGAAUACCUGUGUCAGUUACAAUCACGCUGUAAAUGGACACAACUCAAGCCAAACAUUGAGAUCGGCGACGUCGUAAUCAUUCACGACGCACACUUACCUGCUGGCAAGUGGGCCCUUGGCAGGGUAUCAGAAGUCCACGAAGGAAAGGAUGGACUUGUCCGUGUCGCCUCAGUAAAGACAAAAAAUUCAAUAAUCAAAAGGCCCAUUAUCAAACUGUCUAAACUGCCAGUAUCAGAAAACGAAUCAUCAUCAUCAACCAAAGAAGUACAGAAAGAAGACACGUUGCCCUCGUCGGUCACGCCCCCAGCAAAACAAACAAAACAAAAGGAAAACAAGAUCAAAACUCAUCAAUUACAUCACUAUGGCGCUUAUGCUGUUUAUGUUAAUUAUAUCACCGGCACAAUGCAAUCAUAG
Leguminivora glycinivorella is the source of this 897-nucleotide messenger RNA. RefSeq lists its product as uncharacterized. The transcript has a single exon. Gene Ontology annotation, biological process: DNA integration. The record is from RefSeq and is a predicted model, not a curated record. NCBI's taxonomy places the organism in Eukaryota, Metazoa, Arthropoda, Insecta, Lepidoptera, Tortricidae. The coding region runs from base 1 to 897 and encodes 298 amino acids. Gene Ontology annotation, molecular function: nucleic acid binding.